Messenger RNA from Sparassis crispa, 1746 nucleotides. RefSeq lists its product as hypothetical. The coding region runs from base 1 to 1746 and encodes 581 amino acids. The record is from RefSeq and is a predicted model, not a curated record. NCBI's taxonomy places the organism in Eukaryota, Fungi, Basidiomycota, Agaricomycetes, Polyporales, Sparassidaceae. The transcript has 6 exons.
AUGUCGGCACUCAAUCCUGCAGAGAGCACAGCCACGUCGGAGACGCAUGUACAAACUAUUUGGAAUCAACAAAACGAAAGCGAUGCCGGACAGUUCGUCGAUGCUGCUAAGUUGGCAGAUAUUCGUGGUAUCAGGUUGUCCGUUGUAGGAGACCCCCCGAUGGCUAUGGGGCAGAUGGGAUUAUUGAGUCGAGGGAAAGGAAAACCAAAAGAUGACACGUAUGACUAUACCGAAAUUCAUUCGAGAUCGAGGGCGUCGCAAGGCGGCACCUCCGAGUCUCACGAUGCAAGUGCAUAUAGCAGCUACAGAAAUUCUUCGCAACACGCGCCGCAACCUGUCUCCGAUGCCACAUUGCAUUACGCAGCGUCCACCGUGCCAACGGUUAACCCGAGUCACCCUGUCAUGUCUCUAAAUAUGCUCAAUACAUAUGGCGUUGAGGAUUCAAUCAGCCAUGAAGAUUAUGCCAGAUUUAUGGAAACAGUCUCAGCGAUCACUCGCUAUAAGCCAACUGCAUAUGCAAGAUCGGCGUCUACACGAAAACGAUUACCCACCACAAGUUCUUCAAAUCAUACUGCUUCUGUCGAUCUUGCCAGAAAACGACAGAACAGCGCCCCUCAGGCAGAUCCGCCUUCACCCUCGCUGACAAUCCCUCACACCGAGUACGCGUACCCGCCAUUUCAUUCUCCGCUGCUUAUCCUCCGGGAUGAACCCACCCAAGGCUCGUUCUUCAUCCCGUACGAGUUUGACGCCUCAUCACAUGUCGUGCAUCCGCCGCUCGACAUCCUCCCUCCUUGCGAAGAUUCUACACCAAGUCGAGCCUCACGUUCUGAGGAGUACGUUGUACAGCCUGAGAUGCCUCCAAGUGUCUCACCUGAGGACAGCCAGGCAACGAUAAUUCGAGGAAACUGCAUUGUUUCUCUAUCUCCAGACGUGUCGAAUGAGCCGGGACCUUCCACCAUGCACACCGGCGCUUCAACUGUUGCGGCUCCUGGAGACAUCUCAACAGCAGGAGACACUGAGAGACGCACGCUCUCGCACGAGGACUUCCGCGUCCUGCUCGAGCGAUGUGGUUCCUCAGACGAGGAUGCACUCGCGCAGCUGAAGAACAUCGCUAAGGGUGUCAGAGGGCUCGAUAAGGUCGUCUCGUACACGACGCGCCUGCUGAAAGAUGCGCGGGACUCAUACCACAAGGAUGCAGACGAGCGUGGCGAAUCGCUCGUCGAAGUAGAGGUCUUCGCAGGGUGGCUACCUGCAUAUAAUGCAAUGGCCGACUUGGUCAAGGGUCUCUUCAAUGCCAGGCAUCAGGAAACCCGAAGGAGCAUGCGCAUGGGGAGAAUCGCCUUCGCUCUAGCCUACAGUGUUGUCGAUGACUACAUUUCGAACGUAACGGGGUGCGAUCUUCAGCGUAUUCGUCUCCUUCAGCCCAUGCCUCCGCCAGCGAUCUUCCCAGAACGCACGCACGCCUUGCAGCAGCACGCCGCAUCGCUGCUAAACCUGCUGGACGAAGUGCUGGUGGAGGCGCUCCAGCGGUACGGCCGCGAGUGCGGCCGUGCAACGAAUGCGAAGAGAGUAGGGGAAUACGCGGAGGCCCUGAGGCGCGGGGUAGAUUUGCUAGAGGAGAAGACUGGGUUCGGCGGAAGAAGACAGGGCUUCGAGUCAACGUUGUUUGCGCGCAGUCGACGCGCUAUGACAGAUUGGGCAACUAAUUGGGCCAAAAAGACGGAUGAACAGAAUGGACCAAUCUGA